AUGCACAGCCUACGCACAUUUUCUUUAAGUCGGUCCGCCGAGGAUUUCAACCAUGGUUUCUCAAGCCGGCCUCGAUUUUACGGUGCGAUGGCGGCUAAGCGGCUAAAAGGACUUUAUUUUGCAAACAUUGCUGCUGCGACAGCCGAAUUAAAUGGACCGACAGUCGACAGAUAUGGUGGACCUGAUCACGGAAUCCAUAUUCCAGCGGCUGGUAAGGACUUGUGA
Molecule: messenger RNA, 225 nt
Organism: Macrosiphum euphorbiae (potato aphid)
Lineage: Eukaryota; Metazoa; Arthropoda; Insecta; Hemiptera; Aphididae
Source: the annotation of a GenBank genome assembly